GGAACGGUGUCUCCUUCACUUCGCCCUCCAGCCGCGGUAGCUGCAGCCCAAGCCUGAGCGAGCCGAGCGGCCUCAGCUGCGAGCAGAGCGGCGGCAGCAGCCCCUCCCAGGAGACCACCAGCAGAUCACCUCUUUCUGUGGCUUCGCCAUGGCGACCUAUGGACAGAGCUGCGCGCGGCCAAUGUGUAUUCCUCCAUCAUAUGCUGACCUUGGCAAAGCUGCCAGAGAUAUUUUCAACAAGGGAUUUGGUUUUGGGUUGGUGAAACUGGAUGUGAAAACAAAGUCAUGCAGUGGUGUGGAAUUCUCAACAUCUGGUUCAUCUAACACAGACACUGGUAAAGUUACUGGAACCUUGGAGACCAAAUAUAAAUGGUGUGAGUAUGGUCUGACUUUCACAGAAAAAUGGAACACUGAUAACACUCUGGGAACAGAAAUAGCAAUUGAAGACCAGAUUUGUCAAGGUUUGAAACUGACAUUUGAUACUACCUUUUCACCAAACACGGGAAAGAAAAGUGGUAAAAUCAAGUCUUCUUACAAGAGGGAGUGUAUAAACCUCGGUUGUGAUGUUGACUUUGAUUUUGCUGGACCUGCAAUCCAUGGUUCAGCUGUCUUUGGUUAUGAGGGCUGGCUUGCUGGGUACCAGAUGACCUUUGACAGUGCCAAAUCAAAGCUGACAAGAAACAACUUUGCAGUGGGCUACAGGACUGGGGACUUCCAGCUACACACUAAUGUCAAUGAUGGGACAGAAUUUGGAGGAUCAAUUUAUCAGAAAGUAUGUGAAGAUCUUGACACUUCAGUAAACCUUGCUUGGACAUCAGGUACCAACUGCACUCGCUUUGGCAUUGCAGCCAAAUAUCAGUUGGACCCCACUGCUUCCAUUUCUGCAAAAGUCAACAACUCUAGUUUAAUUGGAGUGGGCUAUACUCAGACUCUGAGGCCUGGUGUCAAGCUUACACUGUCUGCUCUGGUAGAUGGGAAGAGCAUUAAUGCUGGAGGCCACAAACUUGGGCUUGCCCUGGAGUUGGAGGCUUAAUCUAGCUGAAAGAAACCUCUGGGAAUGGAUUAUCAGAAGAUUUGGCCUUAAUAUAUUUCCAGUGUGACCGACCAGCAGGCUUUUUCCCCCCAAGAAGGUGAUCAAAACAAAGGAUGAUCUAAACAAGAGCUGUAUUUUAAAUAUUUAGACAGUUACUUGUUAGCUGGUUUCUAGUUGAAUUGGUUAUCUAUCUAGUUACCAAUGCUGCAGUCGUGCAGUCACCUAUACAUUAUUUAAAUGUAUUUAACUGUUAAAUGCGCUACCCACCAAUAAUGAAAUAGACCUUUAUGAAAACUGUGCAA
Messenger RNA from Panthera uncia (snow leopard), 1335 nucleotides. RefSeq names its product voltage dependent anion channel 2 (gene VDAC2). Bases 149 to 1033 code for a protein of 294 amino acids. Gene Ontology annotation, molecular function: voltage-gated monoatomic anion channel activity. The record is from RefSeq and is a predicted model, not a curated record. Gene Ontology annotation, cellular component: mitochondrial outer membrane. Lineage: Eukaryota; Metazoa; Chordata; Mammalia; Carnivora; Felidae. Gene Ontology annotation, biological process: monoatomic anion transmembrane transport. The transcript is spliced from 10 exons.